This is a messenger RNA of Coccinella septempunctata (seven-spotted ladybird), 912 nucleotides long. Its product is annotated as venom allergen 5-like. Gene Ontology annotation, cellular component: extracellular region. Lineage: Eukaryota; Metazoa; Arthropoda; Insecta; Coleoptera; Coccinellidae. The coding region runs from base 79 to 660 and encodes 193 amino acids. The record is from RefSeq and is a predicted model, not a curated record. The transcript has 6 exons.
UCACGUAUAGUCUCUGUAAUUUUGACGAAAACACUCACCUUCAAUCUAUCCAACAUCUUGAUCAGUACAACUACGACCAUGGCAAACAAAUCACUGAUUACCCUUGCCAUUUUUUUCGUUUGUGCGGAUUUUGGCAGCACCUACUGUCCGUCCGGCAUAUAUGAGUCCGGUUUAUCCCAAGGGGAUAGAAAUUUCAUAGUCAACCAGCACAACUACCUCAGAGGUCUGGUUGCUGCUGGUAAAGUUCCUGGGCAGCCCAGAGCUACCAACAUGAAACAAAUUAGAUAUUCAUUAGAAUUGGAGAAAAAAGCGCAAGAAGUAGCCAACACGUGUGAAUUCAAACAUGUUACUAUCACUGGAACUUCAUGGGGUUGGGUUGGACAAAAUCUGUACCUCUUCAUGUCAACUGGAUAUGGAAAAGGACCAAACUGGCACGAUGCCAUUCAGUCGUGGUUUAACGAGCACAAAAUUUACAGGUUCGGCUCGCCUUUUUCUGCGGCUACUGGGCAUUACACUCAGUUAGUUUGGGCGAAUACCGACCAUGUUGGAUGUGGAUACGCUUACUACAACAAAGGGGGAUACUUCAGAUAUCAGAAACUCUACGUUUGUAACUACGGGCCUGGAGGGAACUAUAUUGGCCAAAAUCCUUACAGAACAUAAACUAGCAUCAAAUCCACAUAUUGAGAGUGUUACGCAGUUAUCUCUAUAUUAUUAUCCUCCAUAGAAAGUGUAAAAAACUUGUAUAAUUAAUUUUUUUACUUCAUAUUAAGCAGAGGUACAACAAACCAAUGUCGCUUCAGUCAAAAAAUGAAUUUUUCCGUAUGAAAUACUUACCAAUAUCAAUAGAAACUUUUUGUUAUAGGUAAUUCAAAGUGAUAAGUUUUUAAAAAAUCAAUAAAACUUUUAUUUCAA